UCCCUCUCUUGUCCCCUGCCUCCUCUCCUCUCCUCCUCCUGUGACUGCUCACACCUGCCUCGUCUUGGCGCUACAGUUUUUUUUUCACUGCAAUUACCCCUCGGCCUCCUGAGCACCGCUGCAAACAUUCCCCCUUCUGGAUUUUGGGAGACAAACACGCAGAAGCACCUUGCCAUAAAGAACACAGGCCCCCGUCAGCAGUAUGAAAUCGGCGUGUCUCUUCCUGCUGCUCGGCACGGCGUGCUGGGCAGUGCCCUUCCGCCAGUCCGGUUUCCUGGACUUCAUGAUGGAGGACGAGGCAGGUUCGGGACUGCCGGAGUUAACCGUGGAGGCCGCAGCGCCCCCACCCCCCGUCCCUGAGGGACCCAUGUGCCCCUUCAGGUGCCAGUGCCACCUGCGGGUGGUGCAGUGCUCCGACCUGGCCCUGAAGAAUGUUCCAGAAAAACUUCCCGCAGACACCACGCUGCUUGACCUGCAGAACAACAAGAUCAGCGAAAUCCGAGAGAAUGAUUUCAAGGCCCUCAAGGGCCUGCAUGCCCUGAUCCUCGUGAACAAUGUUAUCACCACCAUCCACCCCAAGGCCUUCAUGCCUCUGGGUAAACUGCAGAGACUCUACCUCUCCAAGAACCUGCUGAAGGACAUGCCACCCAACAUGCCCAAGAGCCUGCAGGAGCUGCGCAUCCACGAGAACGACAUCUCCAAGAUCAAGAAGUCCUCCUUCGAGGGCUUGUCCCAUGUCAUCGUCAUGGAACUGGGCUCUAAUCCUCUCACAAACUCUGGGAUAGACAGUGAGGCCUUUGCCGAUCUGAAACGCGUUUCUUACAUCCGGAUUGCUGACACCGGCCUCACCGAGAUCCCAAAAGGCCUCCCCAGCUCCCUGUCUGAGCUCCAUCUGGACGGAAACAAGAUCACCAAAGUUCAGGCAGAGAGUCUCAAGGGUCUGAAUCUGCUGGCCAAGUUGGGUCUGAGCCACAAUGAGAUCAGCGUGGUGGACAAUGAUACCCUGACCAUGGUGCCUCACCUGCGUGAGCUGCACCUGGACAACAACGCUCUCACCAGUGUGCCCCCAGGCCUGCCUGACCACAAAUACAUCCAGGUCAUCUAUCUCCAUAGCAACAAGAUUGCUGCGGUAGGAACUGAGGAUUUCUGCCCCCCCGGCUUCAACACCAAAAAGGCCAUGUACUCAGGGAUCAGCCUGUUCAGCAACCCUGUGCCCUACUGGGAGGUUCAGCCAAUCACCUUCCGCUGUGUCUUUGACCGCUCCGCCAUCCAGCUCGGAAACUACCGGAAGAAGUAGAUAGCCCCCGGCUGAAGACCAUUUCCUAUGACUGUGCUGCCCCCUCUCCCCCACCGCCCCAGAGUCUUUGUACUACACACCCCUUACAGCAAUAACUAGGCAGACAGAAUCCAUAUUUUUUACACAAUCCUGAAAAUAACAGCAACACACAAAACACAGAACUGGCAUCUAUUGGACAGUCCAGGUCAGUCUUAUAGUAGAAAAAUAUAAUUCACAAUGGUAUCCAAGUGUACGGUUGCACUUGCUUGGAUCAUGCUUUAGUGGAAUCUAGGGUGGUGUGGAACAAGAUAAUUGAAAAGACAACAGCAGGAGAUUAAGAAAAAAAAAAAACACUUAAAGGUAAUGAACAGCAACAUUUAGCCCUUUAACUCCCACAUCAGUAAGACAAGAACAAGGAUAAAAACAUUUUCGGCAUACUGAUUCUCUAGGGCCUAAGCCAUCACACUAACUAUCCCUCCGUUAAUUAGAUCAGCUGACCUGCAGAGCGGGCAGCAAAGGGUUAACUUGCAUUUCAAAAAUAUCAACAGCAAGAACUGGUGUACAAGAAUGUACUAGAAUAUCAUGUAUGUAGAGUUAGUGUUCAAAGUGUACUCUUGGUACAGGAGUACAAAAUGUACCAUUUUCUUUUCAUAUUGUAGUUAGUCGAAGUAGAAAAAGUAGUUUUUAUUCUGCCAAAUUUCUAUAUCUUCUGCUUGCUUUAUGACGUGAUUCUUGAAAAAAAUGUUUUUGUACCCCCCUAUUUUUAAACAUUUCAAAUGUUUUAUUUUUUUAUAAUACACUGAACAACUCCAAAUCAUCAAUGUAUUGUCAUGAACAGUCAAAAAUAAAACCAGGGCAAGCAGAUAGAUGUCUUUCACACAGAUCUGUAUACUUAUACAUUUACUUUCAACCGAUCUUGGAUUAUGGAUUGCAGUGUUUGUGUUCUGUUGUUUUUAUUUGUUUGAUUUCUUUACGUUUGAAGACGCGGGAAGCAGGCUGCUGGAUGAUCGUGCCCACCAUACUGAUGUUAGUUUGAAUGUUCUGUGUAUAGAUGCUGUAUAUACAGGCUUUACGUAUCAUACCUUGUAUUGUGUUCAAGCACUUGCAGUAGUUCAGACUGAAUCUGUCAGUGAUUUAGGUGAAUCUCUCAAUCAGGGACUCUGCCCAAGGUGUCGCUAACCUGAUAAAAGUCAGAUAAUAAAAAAAGAAAAAAUUCUUUUGCAUUCCAUAAGAGGAUUGAUUCUCUACACCAAGUCAAACAUAACUACGUGUAUCUAAGAUUAUUUCCCCAACCGCUAGAAGGUUCAACAGCAUCUUCACAGAAGGUGGCAGUCAUGAGGAAGACAUAUUAUACCACACUCCAUUGUACUGGCACAAUUUCAUUUCAGAAUUUAUGACUUACAUGAAUCAGUUGCAUUAAUUAACAUGCAGAACAGUUGUCUUCCCUGUGUGACAGCUGAAAUUAAUGAGGAACGUGAGGACUAUCAGUGCCUCAUAGUAUUAAUCUUCAGUACUUUGAAUGUACUGUAUUUCCAGUUGUAUUCAUAGUUUCUGAGCUUGUUUGAACAAGCGCAUAUUUCUCUGCAAUGUCUUUAUAGUGUGAUAAGUAAUUUUGACAGGAGAAAGUAAAGUAAAUGUAGAAAUCCUCGCAGAUGUCCAGAACAUAACCCUGCGUCUGGAUCCAAUAUACCAGAACAGAGGCAAAAGGAACAUCUGAGAACAUUCAGGAGGCACAUAAAAGCUUAACCAUAGAUCCUGUUUUGAAUUUUGUGCACAUAAAAAGAUGUAUUAGAACUACAUGAAACAAUUUUGUAUAAAAAGUAUCACUUCAAAUGGUAUUCUAUUGCAUUUGUGGUACUUCUUCCCUUUCUGAUAUUAAACUAUAUAGCGAUUACAUGUAGAAA
Messenger RNA from Conger conger (European conger), 3180 nucleotides. It is a transcript of the gene dcn, whose product is annotated as decorin. NCBI's taxonomy places the organism in Eukaryota, Metazoa, Chordata, Actinopteri, Anguilliformes, Congridae. The transcript is spliced from 8 exons. Gene Ontology annotation, molecular function: protein binding. Bases 203 to 1297 code for a protein of 364 amino acids. The record is from RefSeq and is a predicted model, not a curated record.